ACACACGUAUGUAAUCGCUGCCUGCCUGCCUGCUGUUUCUUUUCUCCUCCACAGCGACGCCAGUUCCGGCUCCCAGACACGUCCCCUGCUCCUUCUUGUUCCGCUCAGAUCAGAUUGUUUGUUUGAUUGAUUUGUUCCGGCUGCUGCUGCUGCUGCUGUUUUAACCGAGGCCUGUGACUUCCUAUUUGUUCCUUCCUAUUUGCUGCAUUGCCGCUUUCAAAUCCUUAGAAAUCGAAUUUAGGAAUCUGAGAUUGGAAGAUGAUGAUGCUACAAUGGAGUUGUGUCGUGAGGUUUUUUUUAUUAAAUUAAACAAAAAAGCUAAGCCAAAGACUUAACAGUAAACUUUAAUGGCGGUUUAGAGCUUCCUUCCUGAAAAACCCUAAAUCGAGCAAGUAUUCUCCAUCACCGAUCAUCAAUGGGCGUUUUCAGAGCAAUGAUUGCUCGAACGUUUUCGGCUGCUACCAGUCGAUCACUGCGCGUUUGUGUUGUCGGCAGCGGUCCUGCCGGUUUCUACACCGCCGAGAAGAUGCUGAAAGCACACGAAGAAGCAGAAGUUGACAUCAUUGAUAGACUGCCAACACCAUUUGGGUUGGUCCGUUCUGGUGUAGCACCUGAUCACCCUGAAACGAAGAUUGUCAUCAACCAAUUUUCUCGUGUUGCGCAUAAUGAACGGUGUUCAUUCUUCGGGAAUGUGUCUCUUGGAUCCUCAGUUUCUUUGUCUGAGCUUCGCCAAAUCUAUCAUGUGGUUGUGCUUGCGUAUGGUGCUGAAAGUGAUAGAGUUCUUGGUAUACCAGGAGAGGAUUUGAGUGGUGUGCACUCAGCUAGAGAAUUUGUAUGGUGGUAUAACGGGCACCCGGAUUUAAGCCAGCUGGCACCAGACUUGAAGAACACAGAUACGGCCAUUGUUCUGGGACAGGGUAAUGUAGCUCUUGAUGUUGCACGGAUACUUUUAAGACCACCUGCUGAGUUGGCUACAACUGAUAUUGCCAGCCAUGCUUUGGCUGCCCUUAAGGAGAGCUCCAUAAGGAAAGUUUAUCUUGUUGGUAGACGUGGACCAGUGCAAGCAGCUUGUACUGCGAAAGAACUACGAGAAAUUCUUGCUAUCAAGGAUUUGUAUGUUAACAUCAAACAAGAUGAUCUCCAAAUAACCUCUGCGGAUGAGGAAGAAAUGAAGAACAGUCGUAUACGGAGAAGGGUAUAUGACUUGUUAUCCAAGGCAUCUUCAUCAAGUCAAACCCAUCCAAGUUCUGGUCAACCAGAAUUGCACUUCACGUUCUUCCGGAAACCCGAUAAAUUUCUAGAAUCAAGUGACAAAAGUGGCCAUGUUGCUGGUGUGAAAUUUGAGAAGACAACACUUAAAGCAAGUGCAGGCUCUGGAAAUCAGAUUGCAGCGGGUACAGGGCAGUAUGAGGAUUUGAAAUGCGGAUUGGUACUAAAGAGCAUAGGUUACAAAUCUAUACCGGUUGAUGGUUUACCUUUUGACCAUUCCAAAGGUGUGGUUCCAAAUAUUAGAGGCCGGGUUGUAUCUUCUUCCGAUGUUGGUCAACCUGUGGAUGGGUUGUAUGUUUGUGGAUGGUUAAAGAGGGGACCCACUGGAAUUAUCGCUACGAAUCUUUAUGAUGCAGAAGAAACUGUGACAAGCAUUUCUGAAGACAUAAAGAAAAAAGACCUGACGUCUGAAUUCGCAUCGGGCAGAGAGGGGCUUCUUCAAUUACUGGAAAAUAGAAAGAUUAAAGUUGUUACAUUCAAUGAUUGGGAGAAAAUAGAUUCCGAAGAAAAACGACUUGGGAGUUUAAUGGGAAAACCCCGAGAAAAACUAACAAAUUGGAAAGAUCUACUAGCAAAAUGAAGCAACAAGUUUUGAGACGACAAGUUUUGACCUUUUUCUAUUCAAACGUUCACUUUACGAGGAUACUCGUGUACGAAGCAGUAAAGUUAUUAAGCGUAGCAAAACGGGUGGGUUGGGUAAGAGGUCAAACUGGAAUUAUAAUUCUUCUGUAUGAAGUAUUGAAGUUAUGUUCAACCGUGAGAUGAUUGUUGUACAACACAAUUCUUCACAUUGUAAUUCAUGAUUAAAACAUUUUUAGCAGCAUUAA
Messenger RNA from Helianthus annuus (common sunflower), 2096 nucleotides. RefSeq names its product NADPH:adrenodoxin oxidoreductase, mitochondrial. Lineage: Eukaryota; Viridiplantae; Streptophyta; Magnoliopsida; Asterales; Asteraceae. The transcript is spliced from 15 exons. Gene Ontology annotation, molecular function: oxidoreductase activity. The record is from RefSeq and is a predicted model, not a curated record. The coding region runs from base 416 to 1849 and encodes 477 amino acids.